UGUUUCUCUCUGGAUCUUGCUUCUCAUUUUCUCACCCAGUUUCUUUCUUUCACGACCAAACCUCCUUGCUUGGGUUUGGAUUUGCAUUCAUGUCGAUCGCAUUGGACAUAAUAGACGUAGCGCCUUCCUCGUCUGGCGGCUUCAUGCAUGGUGCUGCCAUGUCGUUUGGUUUGAUAUUCGAGUCGUCGCCGGGGGAGGAGAGAGCUCCUCCGGUUGCGUCUUCGUCGUUGUCUUCUUCUUCGAUAGGGAAGAACAGCGGCGUGUCUUCGUCGGAGGAAGGCGACGAGGAGAAUGACGAGGCUCAGAGCUCGUAUAAAGGUCCCUUGGAUAUGAUGGAGGCUUUGGAGGAAGUUUUGCCUAUCAGGAGAGGCAUUUCGAGGUUCUAUAACUACAAAUCCAAGUCUUUCACAAGUCUGGCAGAAGCUGCAACUUCUUCGUCUAUUAAAGAGAUUGCGAAGCAGGAUAAUGCGUACACAAGGAAACGCAGGAACCUGCUUGCUUCAAAUAUCAUUUGUAGGGGUGGGAUAUCAAAGUCCUCAAAGAGAACAAUCACUGGGAGUCAAAGCACAUUGGCUUUGGCUUUGGCAAUGUGCAGCCCAGAAGCCAGUCCCAGCACUAGUGACGAUUCCAGUUCGUGUUCCCUUACUCAUUCAUCCUUUGACAAGCUCGGGGAUCAUGCUGCUUGGCGAUCAUUAUCCUUGGCUGAUUUGCAAGAAUGUGCUACUUCUGCAGCUGUAAAUACCACCUCUCGCUUCUUUCCUUCUAAAUCAAAGUUGCAGCAAUGACUUGUAACACUGUUCUUGCCGCCAAGCACCGUUUGCUUUAGAGCUGUUGAGAAGUAGUUUCUGAAACUGUAGCAUAGAACUGUCCAAUGGUUAGUAUGUACAUAUACCUAACCGAUGAAACCCACAAUGGACAAUGGAUGUGCAUCCAAUGCAUGUGAUUUGUAAACAAUAUGAAGUGCUGAUAUUUGAUGCAGU
Molecule: messenger RNA, 980 nt
Organism: Argentina anserina (silverweed cinquefoil)
Lineage: Eukaryota; Viridiplantae; Streptophyta; Magnoliopsida; Rosales; Rosaceae
Product: protein OXIDATIVE STRESS 3 LIKE 2
Exons: 2
Coding region: 90-785 (231 amino acids)
Source: RefSeq, a predicted model, not a curated record